CCAAGAGAUCAAUUCAAGUGAUAGUCAUUUCCAUGUCAAAUUAACCUGUGGCAUCCGCCAGUGUUUCUCAUAAUUUACCUAUUUCUCGUCGAUAAGGGUUGUUUCCUUGUAGUCCACUCGUGGCGCUAGAGUCCUUCUGCAGGUUCAAGCAAGAGUCCGGAAAUUCUGACAACCACUGAAGCUAUGGGAGUGUGGAACAGGAAUGAAAACAUAGGUUUCACCCAGUCACCUCGUGUUACUCAGAUUUUAUCACCAGAAGAUACUGAAUAUGUUGCAGUGCCCCAGCUUAUUGUUGUUAUCAUAAUUAUAGUUGCAGCAGUUGUAGGCGUGAUGACUUAUUUCAGCUAUCGCUGGUUAAUCUCCAUCCUUCAACCAAACCAUUCUACAAAUGACAAUAGUGCUAACCUAAUGCCAAAUACACGGUCAUCAGAGUCCAUUAACACCCCAUCGUUGAAGAUAAGCCACAGUUUGCCUCAUAUAACAGAAGAAAUUCCAAAAGAAGUUCAUUGUAAGAAAAUCGCUCCUCCACGUCAAACCACUUUACCAACUGUUCCAACUCGUCAUUUAUCAUUUCAGAGACAACUUUCUCACCGACUGGAUAUUUACAAUGUUCCAUUUGAAAUUUGUAACAAGCCACCCCGUGAAAUGCCAUCUGUUGGAGAAAUCAAGCCUGAAUUGUACAAGAGGGAACAACUACUGAGUGAAACCUCCACUGAGCUUGGGGGUAAGUUGGGAGACGACUUAGACCUCGGAACCCCCUGCGGCAAACUCCACUUUGCUCUUAAAUACGAUGAAGAUGUGGAAGGAUUAAUUGUCAGAGUUUUGCAAGCCAGAGAUCUCCCAGUGAAGGAUUUCAUGGGCUCCUCAGAUCCAUACGUGAAGGUUUAUCUCCAGCCAGAUCGCAAGAAGAAGUUUCAGACCCGGGUUAGUAGGAAAAAUUUAAACCCGGUCUUUAAUGAAACAUUUGUAUUCGGCGUCAGUUACGACCAGUUGAAGAGUCGCACAUUACAAUUUUCUGUAUACGACUUCGACCGAUUCUCUAAACAUGAUUUAAUUGGACAAGUCCUCGUCAAAGGAUUGGCUGAGCUGUGUGACGUCAAGUAUGAAAUGGAGUACAUCAUGGAUAUAAUGUGUGUGCCUCAGGUCAAAGACAACUUAGGAGAGUUGAUGUUAUCAUUGUGUUACCUCCCGACUGCUGGCAGACUAACAGUUACAAUUAUGAAGGCAAGAAACUUGAAAGCGAUGGACAUCACUGGGUCAUCAGAUCCUUACGUCAAAGUUUCUCUUGUCUGUCAAGGAAAGCGAAUUAAGAAAAAGAAGACAACCGUAAAAAAAUCAACUUUGAAUCCCGUUUACAAUGAAGCGCUAGUUUUUGAUGUCCCAGCGGGAAAUAUUGAAGAUGUUAACCUAUUAGUCAAAGUUAUUGACUAUGACAGAGUUGGGGCAAAUGAAAUGCUUGGCUGUUGUGCAAUUGGUAGCCAAUGUAUUGGUUUGGGACGAGAUCACUGGCUGGAAAUGUUGGACACACCUCGAGAACCUGUAGCCCAGUGGUACCCCCUAGUGGAGUGUGCUCCAAGUUUCUUAGAAGUGUCAGAACGGUCGCAUAUAAAAUGUAUCAGUAUCAGGACAGGACAGUAAAAGCUUCGAUUAAAUUAAUUACUUUGAUGUAAUCAUUAGCAUGUUUAGAACACAAACUAAGAGAGAUAUAACGUUAAAAACGUGGUUUUAAACAUUAUAACUAGUUCUUGACGUUUCUUGGUCGCUGUCUCAAUGCAUAGUAUUGUUUUCAGUGACAAUAAUGUGGUACCUCAAGCACCAAUAACGUUACAUUUGAUCGUUCACUUAUGUUGGUUUAAGUGUACCGCACAACGUUGCUUGAAUAAUAAUAAUAAUAUAACUUAUCUGAAAUAAAAAUUCUCCCCUCCAAACAUGUAUCCUUAUUGAUCAAUGUGUGUUUUAAAGCAUGUCGUUAAUAUAACAGUUUCUGUAAUUAUAUAUUAGAUAAUAUUACAAAUAAAAAAUACCAUAUG
Molecule: messenger RNA, 2030 nt
Organism: Limulus polyphemus (Atlantic horseshoe crab)
Lineage: Eukaryota; Metazoa; Arthropoda; Merostomata; Xiphosura; Limulidae
Product: synaptotagmin-10-like
Exons: 9
Coding region: 184-1638 (484 amino acids)
Biological process (GO): regulation of dopamine secretion; cellular response to calcium ion; regulation of calcium ion-dependent exocytosis
Cellular component (GO): membrane
Molecular function (GO): clathrin binding; calcium ion binding; calcium-dependent phospholipid binding
Source: RefSeq, a predicted model, not a curated record